Penicillium salamii is the source of this 324-nucleotide messenger RNA. Lineage: Eukaryota; Fungi; Ascomycota; Eurotiomycetes; Eurotiales; Aspergillaceae. The record is from the annotation of a GenBank genome assembly.
AUGAUUUUUGCCAUCUUGGCUGUUGUUCUUAAAUGGCAUGAAACAUACGGCCCAAUUAUUUCCGUGUACCUCGGUCAACAACGGGUGAUCAUUCUUGGAUCCUAUGAUUGCGUCCACAAACUUUUGAUCAACAGAGGGGCACUGUAUAGCUCUCGGCCCGAGUACUACAUCGAAGGCGUAGGCAGUCAUUUUCACAGUGUUGCACUCCCAUACGGGCGUCAAUGGCGACGUCAGCGAGAGAUAAUCAAUUCCUUUCUGAGUCCACGACACUGCAAAAGCUAUCGAAUCUUGCAGGACUUGGAGAGCAAACAGCUCGUUCAAUGA